AGACAUAGGUAGAGAUGCGCUCAACUAUUGGUAUGCUAACCUGGCUUCUUUUCGGCUGGAUUCCGACUACCCUUGCUUUAGGUCGCUCAGAUAUUAGACUCCGAGGAGGUGCCGGUUCGGCAGAAGGUCGAGUAGAGAUCAGAUGGAACGGAGUAUGGGGAACUGUAUGUGACGACAACUGGGGGAUGGAAGAGGCAACAGUCGCGUGUAGAAUGCUGGGCUACCAUGAGGCUGAGCAGUUUUAUCAACGUGCUCACUAUGGACAGGGCAGCGGACGUAUCUGGUUGGACGAUGUCAGCUGCAAAGGUACAGAGAGAUCUUUAGAGGAUUGCUCACACAGAGGCUGGGGGGAGGAGAACUGCGAUCACUGGGAAGAUGCCAGUGUGAAAUGCGGGAAAUCAGGUGACCCGGGCAGGUCCGAAAUAGCUAUCAGACUCGUGGGAGGCUCCAGCUCAGCAGAAGGUCGCGUAGAGAAAAAGGACGGAAUAUGGGGUACUGUGUGUAGGGACGGCUGGGGAGUAGAAGAGGCGAGAGUCGCGUGUAGAAUGCUAGGGUUUUUAGAUACAGAGCAAAACUAUCAUAGAACAAAGUUUGGGCCCGGCAAAGGACUUAUUUGGCUUGAUGACGUCGUCUGUAAAGGCACGGAGACCUCCCUGGCAGACUGCAGACACAGUGACUGGGGACAUAUGAACUGCCACCAUUCAGACGACGUUGGUGUGAGGUGUAUCUCGGAAGAGCCAAUAGAGAUACGCCUAAGAGGAGGGUUUUACAGAAGCGAAGGUAGAGUGGAGGUAAGGAGAAGAGGAGGACAGUGGGGGACCGUAUGUGAUGACGGCUGGGGGAUGGAAGAGACAAGAGUUGCAUGCAGAAUGCUGGGCUAUAGGCACUCCGAGACGGCGUCCAUGGACGAAGAUUUUUACCCUAGGGCGCAUCUUGGGGAGGGAACGGGGCCUAUCUGGAUGGACGACUUGGACUGUACGGACCGGGAAAGUUCCCUCACAGAGUGUCGUCACCGAGAUUGGGGUCAAAGCGAUUGUAGCCACAAGGAGGAUGUUGGCAUCAAAUGUGAUGUGCCCUGCCCAGACGUUGUUUAUCAGCGAGAGUGGGGAGGAAGAAGUCCCGAUCUGGAAAGCCGUCAUCAGAUGAGUGGUCCGGGCCCGUACGUCAUCAUUAUCCACACCGGAACACGUGGCUGCAACACCGAGCAAGCCUGUAAAUCUCUCGUGAGAGAGAUCCAGGAUCAUCACAUGGAUAAGAAACACUGGGCGGACAUAGGAUACAACUUUUUGAUCGGCGAGGACGGUAACGUGUAUGCUGGGAGAGGGUAUGGCAAAGUUGGAGCCCACAGUGGGAGCGCAGUUAACCGCAAGUCUUUGGGCAUUGCCGUGAUGGGCGAUUUCAGAGCCAGAGUCCCAAACGCCGCAGCACUAGAUGCAAUUAAAAAUCUCAUCGCCUGUGGAGUGAAAUAUAAAAUGAUACCACGUGACUACAUACUUAAAGGACACCGUGACGUCAUCAGUACACAAUCCCCCGGGGACGCUCUGUACAGAGCCUUGCAGAGUUGGCCACAUUAUGAUGCGCAUCGCUUAGUUAAUACUAAGUGAUGAACAAUAACUUGAACUGAUUCUUUCACAUAAUUAGUUGUAGUCUGAAUUUCCAAAUUUCUAAAAUAAAAAAAAAAUUCUAAAAUUGGUAAAAUAUGAAACUGAAUGUUACUUUAAGCGAUUUUAUAAAAUAACGCGCCGGACAUUUUCUUUCUGAAUUUCCAAAACAAGAAAGGCUUGAUAUAAUGCAGAUAUAGACCAGUCCUUUAAAUUAAGUCAUUUAGCUCUGUUUUAAUAUGUGUGUUUUGUUAGUGCAUAUAGAAUUUAAUUAUCUUAAGUUUAAACUUAUAGGCCCUACAUUUGUGAAAUUUCUCAUGAGUGUACGAUACAAGACAAUUCAAUAAA
Messenger RNA from Lingula anatina, 1949 nucleotides. Its product is annotated as peptidoglycan recognition protein 1-like. Gene Ontology annotation, biological process: peptidoglycan catabolic process. Lineage: Eukaryota; Metazoa; Brachiopoda; Lingulata; Lingulida; Lingulidae. The record is from RefSeq and is a predicted model, not a curated record. Gene Ontology annotation, molecular function: N-acetylmuramoyl-L-alanine amidase activity; zinc ion binding. Gene Ontology annotation, cellular component: membrane.